This is a messenger RNA of Micromonas pusilla CCMP1545, 597 nucleotides long. RefSeq lists its product as uncharacterized. The transcript has 2 exons. Lineage: Eukaryota; Viridiplantae; Chlorophyta; Mamiellophyceae; Mamiellales; Mamiellaceae. The annotation marks the transcript as partial. The record is from RefSeq and is a predicted model, not a curated record.
GCGGCCAACUCUGGGUACAUCGUCGACGACGCGGGCCUCCUCUCGCGCGCGGCGUCUGGGUCCAUCGGGAAGACGCUGAAGGAUCUCGAGGCGCAGACGGGAUACCACGUGAACGUCGUCACCGUGCGCAAGCUCGUGUUCGAGCAAGACCCGUUCGCGUUCGGGGAUAAGGUUCUCGAGACCUGGUACCCGACGCUGGAGGAAGGGAACAACAAGGGGCAGAUUCUGCUCGUGAAGAACACGAAGGAGGGCUCAGUCGUCGGCGGCCCCGCGUUUUUGAAAGCCGUCGGGAACGACGUCCUCGACUCCAUCCUGUCGAAGAACAUCCCGUACAACCUCGCGGACGAAAAGUACGGCGAGGCGCUGACGUCGUCCGUGGACAGGAUCGCGGCGAUUCUCGAAGGCAAGGGCGACCCCGGCCCGCCGACGCGGUUCGAGAAGAGCAAGGAGAAGACGUACAAGACGAAGGCGGAGACCAACGAGAAGCGGGAGAUCUUCAGCAACGUCGUCAUCGGUCUGCUCGUCAUCUCGUUCGUCGUGCCCAUGGUGCAGUACUUUGGGUACGUCGCGGGCGACCCGGACUUUGGGGACGAUUGA